AUGCCAACCGACGACCUGAAAUCCCACGCGACGUCAGGCGCACACGACUUCUAUGCACUCCUCGACAUCUCCCCCGCAGCCAACGAGUCUGAGAUUCGACGCGCCUACCGGCGCACAGCCCUCAAGUACCACCCGGACAAGAUCACCAACCCUUCACAAGCCGACCUCGACAAGUUCCAUCUCCUGCAAAUCGCCAACGAUGUACUCUCUGAUCCCGCAGUGCGCGGGCUGUACGAUAAUGCGCGGGAAGCACGGCAGCGGAAACAGAAGGAGUUUGAGAUGAUGGAUGCGGCGAAAAGGAAAAUGAGAGAGGAUCUGGAGGCUAGGGAGCGGGCUGGCGCUGCAGAGGCCGCUGGUGGGCAGAGAGGGGUGAAGAGGACGUGGGGGGCUACGGUUGACGAGGAUGAGGCGGAAGAGAAGCUCGCGAGGGAGAUUGAGCGGAUUGCGGAAGAUGGGCGACGGAGACGACGAGAGGCAGAGGAGAAAUUGCGGAAGGAAGUGGAGGAGGAUGAGAAACGGAUACGCGAAGAAGAGGAAGAGAAGCAGCGGGCUCAAGACCGGAGCUCGAAGCGUGUUGAUCGGUCGCAUGAGGGCGGUACCAAUGUCCCCGAGCAAGAGCGCGCAGUGAAAGUGCGCUGGGUCAGGGAAGGCCGGGGAACGGAUCUAGACAAAGAUCGGCUCAUGGCGUUGUUUGCGCCGUUUGGGACGAUUGAGAGUGUCCUUGUUCUCAAAGACAGACGGCAGCGCAUCGGAGAUAAGAAGGAGAAGAAGACCGUUGCAUCGGGCGUGAUUGUCUUUGCGUCCAUUGUUAGCGCGCAUACCGCCGUGCUGGACAGCGAGAAAUUCAUGCAUGACAGUCUUUCGAAGACAGAAAACGACUGGAAUGUGAUCGAUUCUGUAUUCUGGGCCACUGGCGAACAGCCAGAUCUAGCAGGGCGGAACAGUGGUUCUGCAUCCCCGUCAAGCCAUGGAGACGGACAAGCCGGCCCCUCGCCGCAAGCACAGAGUACGCCAGAGCCGGCAGCAGCUCCCAAACCAACGUUCAGCUUCGCCGGGCUCAAAAAUGCAGGAACCGGGAUGAAACCGGGAAAGGCGCCUUCCUUUGGUUCUUUUGCAUCUGCGGCGUCGGGCGGUGCUAAAGCAGCUCCCGCUGCCGAGUCAACAAAUGGAGCUGCAAAGACGCCUAGCUUGGAAGAAAUCACGCUAAUGCGGUUGAAGAAUGCACAGCGUGAAAAGGAGAGGAGGGCUCUUGAGGAACAAUUAAGGAAGGAGGACGAGGAGGCGGAUGCGGCUGAAGCUGCUGGCAGGGGCUGA
Messenger RNA from Aspergillus mulundensis, 1314 nucleotides. Its product is annotated as putative cell cycle control protein (Cwf23). Gene Ontology annotation, molecular function: nucleic acid binding. Bases 1 to 1314 code for a protein of 437 amino acids. The record is from RefSeq and is a predicted model, not a curated record. Gene Ontology annotation, cellular component: spliceosomal complex. NCBI's taxonomy places the organism in Eukaryota, Fungi, Ascomycota, Eurotiomycetes, Eurotiales, Aspergillaceae. Gene Ontology annotation, biological process: spliceosomal complex disassembly. The transcript has a single exon.